Microthlaspi erraticum is the source of this 1164-nucleotide messenger RNA. The record is from the annotation of a GenBank genome assembly. NCBI's taxonomy places the organism in Eukaryota, Viridiplantae, Streptophyta, Magnoliopsida, Brassicales, Brassicaceae.
AUGACCUUCUCAAAGCAAAUCCCUCUCCUUCUCUCCAUCUUCAUCUUCUUGCCUCUCCUAAAAGCAGCAGACCAAAAACCUUGCUACACCUCUUCGUGUAUACACGGAAACUUCGAUGGGAAGAUCCACGUUCGUUUCCCUUUCUGGCUAUUCCCCAAGCAGCCUGAGUCAUGUGGCCACACAGGAUUCAACCUCCUAUGCACCAAUCAUCACGAGACGACACUAAAGCUUCCCAACUCUGAAACAUUCCUCGUCCGAGAUAUCGACUAUCUCCAGCAACGUAUACGCCUCAACGACCCCAAGAACUGCUUAGCCAGACGACUUCUCAGCUUUGACGCUUCAGGGUCUCCUUUCUCUCCUCUCCACCUUCUCAACUACGCCUUCUUGACUUGUCCUAAAGAAGACGUUAAUUCCUCCCUUUACAAACCCAUUCAAUGCCUUGGAAAUUCCACAACCUCCUUCGUCGCCACAAGUUUAGACCUCGUGGCUUCGAUGCCACCAUCUUGUAAGAUCUUCAAGAAACUACUUCUUCCCGUUUCCGAGCCUAUCGCCUACAUGGCAGGAUUCGCCGGUGACCUCAACGAUCAAGAUCUCUGGCUAAAAUGGGACUCUCCUAAUUGCAGUGUUUGCGAGGGAAAGGCUAAUUGGAGAUGUGGAUCUGUCAACAACAUCACCCUCCAAGUCCAAUGCUUCAGUUCUGUAAACUCCGGAAUUCACAACACAAGCUUACAAGUGCUAAAGAUAAUCUGCCUCUCUCUAAUCGGACCACUCAUCGCGUUGACUUUCUGUGUCGGUCUUGUCAUGUGCAGCUCCGAUAGAGUCUCUUCUCAGGUCAUACAACACGCCAUGCUUGCAAGGAUUUCCGGAUCCGUGAUACCCCAGCCAGAAAGCGAACAAGUCAUCACGAGGACGGGUCUCGAUGAGUCUACGAUUGAGUCUUACAAGAAAGUUGAGUUAGGUGAGAGUAGGAGACUUCCGACCGGGUCAAAUGAUGUUGUGUGUUCCAUUUGUUUGUCCGAAUACGCAAGCAAAGAGACCGUUAGGUGCUUACCCGAAUGUGAACAUUGUUUCCAUACUGAAUGCAUUGAUGUGUGGCUCAAGUUGCAUAGUUCUUGUCCGGUUUGUCGGAGCAAUCCUUCUCCGGCGCGUGAAGGCUGCAACUAA